AUCUCUCAAAUCUAGUCCGAUUUUGGUGAUUCUUGGGUCCAUUUUGGGUGAAAUUUCACAAGGAAUUCAGAUUUAGUCUUGAAUCUUGAAGUUUCUUUUGUUUUGGGGCCGGAUUUGGACCUAAGGGGUGCCGAAAUUUUGGGUUUUUUGUGGGUUUUUGGGUGAACUUCAAGCUUUAGUGAUUCUCAUCUUCUACAACACCAAGGUAUGGCUUCUAGGAAAGGAAAGGGAGUUGCAAGUUCUUCCAAAGGGGAUGAGGUACAACAAAAAAGGAGGAGAUUGGCUCGGAUUGGUGACCCGGACUCGGAGGAGGAUGCACCGCCAAGGGGGCCAAAGCCGGAUUGGACAGCCGGCUCAUUGUUAGACCAACCCGCGGAAUGGAGAGCGGAUUUAUUUCACGAACAAAUGAACAAGCUUAAACAAAGGGGAGAAGCUUUUAUUUGUGAAAAAGAAAUCCGGGAGGCUGAUUUUGCCCCAUUCGGGAUCAUAGCAAAGUUUAACGCGUUGGGUUGGGGGGCGGUCACAAAGUGUUAUGAUGGCGAGAAGAAGAAAAUGUAUGACACGCAGAUUCAAGAGUGGGUGGCAUCACUUGAAUGUCCCCCAUUCAAAGCUCCAAAUAAGAUGCGGUUGGUUGGAAAGUGUAAUGGUGUUAAGGUAGAGAUGUCAUAUGACUCUUUGCGCCGGGUAGCAAAGUUUGAUGAUGGGCCGGCCAAUGAGUACAUCUACCCAAGUCUUAAGGAUCUUUACCACGAGCCCGCUAAACAUCCACAAUGGCAAAACAUGCUUGAUUACCUCUUUCUUCCGGGCACAACACAUGGGAAAUUAUAUAGAAGAAAUUUAAGAAUGGAAGCGAAGUUGUUAUUGACGUUGUGCAUGUACAAUGUCAUGCCAAGGCGAGGUGACAAGAUGGAGGUACGGUUUCAAGAAGUGCCAAUCUUGUAUAUGAUGAUGCGUGGGUCACCUAAGGUUCCUUUCCGAUUUUUGGUACUAAACAACAUUUGGUUGAGCAAGAAUAGUAGGGAAAAGAAGAUUAUACCUCAUUGCCGGUUGAUUACGGCAUUGCUCAAGAAGUACGGGGCAAUCAAAGGAGAUGAAAAAGGGUCCUACAAGAGGUUUAGACCAUUCGACCUUAAUAAUCUUGGGUCGGAUUGGACCUACACAGAAUCGGAAAGGUUUCAUAAAUUGAAGACGGAUGGUAGAAGAUGGAGAGCCUUAAAAGUGGAUGCGAGACCGUUAAGACCGGGAGAGGAAGAGGAACCCGAAUCAAUGGAUGAGGAAGUGAGUGGGGAUGAUGAUUAUCGUGAAGAUACUUUCACGGUAGAUGUUCAAGUAGGAGGUGUCGGUCAAGUGGGGGUUCAAGGAGCCGGCGUACAAUCUGGUUAUGUGGGUAGUGCAUUUGACUAUGCACAACAGGCUUAUGACCCGUAUUGGGCCCAUUCGGGGGAUAUGGGUCAAAUCAUUCAACAAAGGCGACCACCCACAUUCGGUAAUUGGAGUGAACAAAACCAAGUGCUAUUUGAUCAACAAACAUUUAUGGGUGCUAGUGUGGAAAGGGCUAUUAAAAGAAGCUACGAUAGAAAUGAGCAAUGGAACCGUGCUCAUAGAUAUGCCCGUGAAGAAGACACGAACAACCGUUACUUGGAUGAUCGUCAAAGACGCAUGCAUGACCAAUGGCAUGCGGGGCAGCCAGUUGUAGGAGAUCCACCCAUUGUGGACUACACCACAUUGCCACCAUAUGAUGGUAGUGUGUCAUACCCCACCCCGCCAUUGCACCAUUCUCAAUGGGUGGACCCGCAUGCCAUGAGUUAUCAACAAGCAAAUCCAAGCAGUGAUCAAGGAAGCAGUAGUAGCGGUGGAGCGUUUGGUUUUGGUGAGUGGACGGAUAUGAUGACGUCCAUCUUUGGGCCUCCACAGCCGAAGUAUUACUAGCCAGGUCGUAUUUCGCUCCUUUGUACAUUUUUGUAUAUAUGUCUAUGUGUUUAUGUUUAUGUUGCGGUUGGGAGGUUGGGUGGUGUUUGUGUUAAUAUGUUGAUGGGUUGUGAGAGUUGGUGGUGUUUCUAAAAAAAAAAAAAAAAAAAAAAUUUGGGUUUGAGAAUAUAAGCAAUUGGGGAUGUUUUUGUUGAAAGCGAUCUUUCCCUCAAAACCAUACAUUGGGACAAUGUAUCCCAAGUGUGGGGAUGGGGGAAAUUUUUGAGAAAUUCAAAAAUUUUUGCAAAUCCAAGCGAAAGUGUAAAAUUUUGAACACUUGAUAUUGUUCCAUUUGACACACCGACACCCAUCUCUAAUCCUUUCUUGGUGAGAAUUGAGCCACGCAUGAUUGUUAUU
Molecule: messenger RNA, 2325 nt
Organism: Helianthus annuus (common sunflower)
Lineage: Eukaryota; Viridiplantae; Streptophyta; Magnoliopsida; Asterales; Asteraceae
Exons: 2
Coding region: 208-1929 (573 amino acids)
Source: RefSeq, a predicted model, not a curated record